CGCUAAGUCACAAUUUAACAUCAAAAAGAACAUUGAUUUUGAAGACGAGGAAAUUAACAAACGGUAUGAUGUCUCUUGUGUAGUGGUUACUCUUAGAUAACGUUUACAUAAUUUAAUAAGUUAGAAAAUCUUCUUAACUUUACUCUUUGAUAUGUUUUAUAUUAUAAAUCCAUGACUUUCACUUAUAAUUAUCCCACUAAUAGAACAUGUUUUUGUGUGACAGUGGAUGGUUAUUUUUACGUAAUUUACAUUUAGAAAUUAAUAUUAAUAAAUAUAAUCCUCUAAGAGCGUCGAAAUUUAUCGAUUUGCCAAAAUCUCUAAAACUCAAACGUGCAUGUAUUAAUAUUCACAAUAGUGAUAAUUUUUGCUUUUUGUGGAGCAUAAUGGCAGCAUUAUUUCCUGCUGAAAAUAACGCACAUCGAACUUCUUCUUAUCCUCAUUUUGAGAAUGUGCUCAAUAUAAAAAAUAUGACUUUUCCGGUAAACUUUUCUGACAUCAAAACAUUCGAAAAAAAUAAUUCUAACAUAAGCAUAAAUGUCUAUGGGUUAAAAAAUAAAACAAACAUUGUUGGUCCCUUAUAUCGCACUCAGAACAAAAAGAAAAAUCACAUAAACUUGUUGUUCAUAGAAAAGGGAAAUCUUACACAUUACUGCUUGAUAAAAAACUUAAGCCGUUUGUUGAGAUCACAACUUACAAAGCAUCAUAGCAAAAUAUAUUUUUGUGACGAUUGCAUGAUAUUUUUUGAAAAUGCAUCUAAAUUCAAUGCUCACGUGUGUGGUGGUGUCGCCACUAUUUUACCGAGGCGCGGCACUCUUAUUCAAUUUAAAAUUAUGAAAAAAUGCAAGACAUGCCUUUUGUAAUAUAUGCGGAUUUUGAAUCAUUAUUGCAAAUGAGUCCAGAACUAGGCCCUAGUUCCAAUUGUACGAAAACAUUACAAAAGCAUAUCCCAGCUGCAUUUGCAUACUAUGUAGUAUGCUCUUAUGAUAGUUCUUUGAAUAAGUAUGUGUCUUAUCGUGGUGAAGACUGUGUUGAUAAAUUUAUUGAUUACCUUAAAGGAGAUGUUCUAAAAAUUUUCCAGCUUUAUAAAAAUACAAUACCUAUGAAUAAAUUGACAGCUGAGGAAACCGAGUCAUACCACACAACCAAGUUAUGUUAUCUGUGUAAUCAAAUGUUAUUUGAUGACAGAGUUCGUGAUCACUGCCAUCUGACAGGAAGGUAUCGUGGUGCCAUUCAUUCGUAUUGCAAUCUGAAAUAUCGUUUACCUCAAUUUGUGCCAGUGUUUUUUCACAAUUUGUCCGGUUAUGAUUGUCAUUUAUUUAUACGACAGUUGGCACAAACAUCAGCCCCAGGCUUAAGUUUUGAUGCUAUGCUUCUUAAAACAAAAGUUAAACUGCAAUUGAUUGAGGACUUAGAAAUAAUAAGAUUAAUACAGAAAGGCAUCCGUGGAGAAUUACGUCAAAAAGCAACAUCAACAUUUGAACAAGAUUUUUUUAAGCUGUUAAAUAAUAGCAUUUUUGGAAAAACUCUUGAAGACCCAGAAAAACGAUUGGACGUAAAAUUAGUUAGUCAGUGGGUGGAUAGUGAAAAUAUAACGAAAAAACAAUUAAGUGCUGAACAAUUAAUAGCCAGACCAAAUUAUCAUAGUGCAACUGUUUUCUCUGAGAAUUUUGUUGCAGUUCAAAUGAAGCCAGAGUCAAUAAUAUUAGAUAAACCUAUUUACAUUGGUUUUACAGUUUUGGAAAUUUCCAAAAGUCACAUGUACAAUUUUCAUUAUUCUAUUAUGAAACCCUUCUAUGGAUGCAAUUUGAAGCUUUGUUACACAGAUACAGAUAGUUUUCUUUACUCCAUACAGACCAAUGACAUUUAUAAAGAUUUGAAAGUUAGAUUUCAGUCUUAUUUUGAUACAAGCAACUAUGAUGAUAAUAAUUCAUACGGUAUUGAGCGUAAAAAUAAAAAGGUUCCUGGUUUGUUUAAGGAUGAGUUGGGGGGCCAGCUCAUAAAAGAAUUUGUUGGUUUAAGGUCCAAAUUGUAUUGUAUUAAAACUGAAAACAAAGAAAUAAAAAAGGCUAAGGGUAUUAAGAAAACUGUCGUUAAGAAAUUGUUAUUUGAAGACUACAAUAAUGUAUUAUUGCAUAAUGACGGACUGCACUGAUAUUAUGUUUUCUCAAUAUGCUCAAGAUCCUUUGGAGAACUUCACUCAGCAAUGUGAAGAAUUAUUUGGUUACCAACCGAAAGAAGAACAGGAAUCUAAAAAACCCGAAGUUAUAAGGAGAAAAAAGAAAAUCUCGCUGUCACUGAAAAAGAAGAAGAUUUCUACAAAAUCGUUCGUGAUAAGUGAACAGAGGCAGGGAAAUAAAUUAAUUCAGAUACGAGUGCUGGAGUUGACCAGUGAAUCUAACACUGGUGGAAUGGAGGGAUCUUCUUCAGCAACGUUUGCCGACAACGGAAGUAACGAGAGGGUGGUGCUAAGUGCUCAAUACGUAGUCCAUGACCAGGUUGAUGAAAUUAUGGACUUGACGGAAUGUAUUGUUAGGAAAAUUUCGAAAAAACUGUGUAGUGACAAUUUGUAG
Molecule: messenger RNA, 2570 nt
Organism: Chilo suppressalis (striped riceborer)
Lineage: Eukaryota; Metazoa; Arthropoda; Insecta; Lepidoptera; Crambidae
Source: the annotation of a GenBank genome assembly